CUUUCGCAAGUCUUCGAUCUUGCCUCGCUGGUACCGACUGUCUCUCCUCGAAGUCGCUUCAUGGUGAACAACGUCCUCUGAUACGACAUGGCCUCGGACAAUCAAAGCAGCGACUUUGGUAGACGCUACCUGACGCUGCCUUCAUCCGUUGUGGUUCGCCCGUCGCCAGCAAGAAGAGUCAGGGCUACCGUUCCUUCCAACUCUCCGCAGAUAUGCGAGCGAAGUGUUUAUCCGGUCUUUAACCCGUUGGACCCUCGGCACAAUCCUAUGGCCCCUGCGUCGUCGUGGUUUGACGACAGUUACUUUCCUCCAGAAGAGCCUAGUAACCUAGGCUCUGAGGGUUGGAUGCAAAGCUUUUCUAAGAGAUCUAUACGGAAAGCACGCUCCGGGCUUCUAGCUCUCAGAUCAGGGAUGCAGAAACGUCCUCUAGUGGAUGGCUCCCGUCACGAUGGCGAAACGCUGAGGUCUUGUCCUUGGCCGGAAGAAUAUUCUGACCAGAAAGAGAAUAUAUUCCCAUCCUCGGUAUCCGAAGCAAGUACAGAAGAAGAUGUCGAAUUCGGGUCUCACUUGCAUCGAACCAAAUGCAAAUCUUCUCCCUUGGCCCAUGACCAGGAUAGUCCCGUACCCAUGUCGCGAUUCUCAUCGGCAUUGGCUGAUCUCUCGCCUUUCACGAGAAGAAGUGAAGAAUCAUCAAAUCCCCUUACUCCAGCUCUCACAGAUUUUGUACUCAAUUCUCGCGUGCAUGAAUCGGCCAGUGAGAAUGCAGAAAAAUCAGCAGUGAACGCGUCCAGCGGCGUCGACGGGUCGGAGAUCGGACGGGUUGGUAAAACCAUGGCCUCUUCACGCUGCGUGGCACAUCCCUCGCUUGACAGUAACUCGCCAGAUUCAAGCAAUCACUCGGUCCGAACUAGUGAAGCCGAAAAAGGCAUCGCCGAUGAGGAUAUUGUGGUACCUCCACGCGCUCAUGAGCUAAAUUUCGUCGAGUUGAGUGACAUCGAUCUUAUGAUGGACACUCUCGGGGCCUUGGAUCGUCUCAACAUUCAUGAAAGCCCUGAUAUGAGCCUUGCGGGUCCGGGGUCCAAUGAAUCAAGUCCAGGUUCCCCCAAACGGACAAGCACAGGGUUUCUAUACCCAUCUCGCUCGUCUAGCACCGAGAGAGAGUCGAGUCGGAGCAAUGGAGAGGUCCAGUCCAAUGGAUCUUGCAAUAUCAGGAUCCAAGUGCAAAGUGGUGAUUGGAGUCGCAGUCUGUCGCCUGUUCCCGAAAGCAGCGAUUUGGUGGACUCCAACGAUUUCUUCGGCGAUCAGGCGGCGUGGUCAAAUCGGCCAAGUGAAGAGGGGACAACCACCGACAUCACUUCUGUUUCCAACGUUCUAUGGUCGCCUGCUGAAAACGAGGACCUACCAUCCCUGGUAACAAUGGGAGACGAAUUUUUCCUCGUCGAUGGCAAGACGAGCGGGUUCCACCCGGAUCGGGGCGAUAACCCUACGAAAGCCGAGCGAAGGCUCGUUAGCAACGACAGCCUGUACAGUGAUCCUAGUUUCGAGCGCAAUCCAUCGGUUCGAACGCAAGACAUUCCUGAAGUCAUCGGGCCAGGAAGUCCAAUACGCAUGCCGCUGUCAGGGCCACGCCGAAGAGGCCGCGACGCAAGUGAUUCUACGGACGAAUAUCUGGUUACUUAUCCCCUGUUUUUAAGACGAUAUCUCUCCUGA
Messenger RNA from Aspergillus steynii IBT 23096, 1710 nucleotides. RefSeq lists its product as uncharacterized. The transcript has 3 exons. The coding region runs from base 88 to 1710 and encodes 540 amino acids. The record is from RefSeq and is a predicted model, not a curated record. Lineage: Eukaryota; Fungi; Ascomycota; Eurotiomycetes; Eurotiales; Aspergillaceae.